ACCGAAACUCGCUGCUCGGCCCCCCAGGAGAUCGAGUCCGCCGGGAAGAUGUGGAAGGCGCCGGUUCUGCUCUGGGUCUUGGGAAGCGCAUCGGUCUGGGUCCUGGCACAGGCAGCUAACACCUUGGGGCCAGAAGAUGACCUUGUGACUCCAGGUGGGCAAGAGAGCACCUUGCCCCAAGGUGCAGAAGAUGAUUUGGUGACCCCAGGAGCCCAUGAAGAGUUCUACAAUUCUCCUGGCAUGACAACUCUGGUGGCAACAAGCACCAAGAGUGUAACAGAUGUUCCCCCUGAGGAUCGGCCAACCCCAGAAAGCACAGUCCAUGCCCAGGAAGGAAGUCAGAGUACCACAGCUUCAGACGUAGCAACUAGUCACUCCAUGGAGAAAGUGGGUGGAGAGACACAAACAACAAUUGAGAAAGAUGGUUUGGCGACAGUGACCCUGGUUGGAAUUAUAGUUGGGGUCUUACUAGCCAUUGGCUUCAUUGGUGGGAUCAUCAUUGUGGUUAUGCGAAAAAUGUCCGGAAGGUUCUCGCCCUAAAGAGCUGGUUGUGCCUACUGUCCAUACACUUUAAAAAGAGUUUCUGGCUUUCCCCCAUCCCUGAUCUUGUGGGAGAAGAUGACCCAUGGAAUGUUCGCCCGCCUCCCCCUCAAAAUCCAUGGUGAUCCUCCACUUGCCAAAAGUCACUGAAGGAAAAGACGGUUCACCAGACUUGGCUCCUCUAAGCAUUUGCCUUUUAAUUAAGAUGUUUUAAAUGUAAAUUUUAUAAAAGAUAAAUUAAAAGACCAAAUGCAUAGAAAAUGGAGCAAAGACUAUGAAAACUGAUUUGUAAGUAAGACAAUACCAGGCAAUCGAUGUUAGAAGCUGUAAUCAUGUGUCUUCAUUCUGACCACUCUCUGUUAUUGUUAAGAGGCAAAGGAAUCUGAAAAUAUUUAUAUCCAUGGAGUCCUUGGAUCCAGUGCUACGUCAGUACGUGACACCGGCAUUUUGCAAUUGC
Messenger RNA from Carlito syrichta (Philippine tarsier), 997 nucleotides. RefSeq names its product podoplanin (gene PDPN). The coding region runs from base 49 to 540 and encodes 163 amino acids. Lineage: Eukaryota; Metazoa; Chordata; Mammalia; Primates; Tarsiidae. Gene Ontology annotation, molecular function: signaling receptor binding; protein-folding chaperone binding; chemokine binding. The record is from RefSeq and is a predicted model, not a curated record. Gene Ontology annotation, cellular component: filopodium; lamellipodium; basolateral plasma membrane. The transcript is spliced from 6 exons. Gene Ontology annotation, biological process: cell-cell adhesion; positive regulation of extracellular matrix disassembly; response to hyperoxia.